GCCCCCGCUGCUGCCGCUGCCGCCGCCGCCGCCGGCGGGGGGGAGGCGACCGGCGCCAUGUGGCAGAGCAUCGGGCUGACCUUGCUGGUGAUUGUGGCCACCUUGGCCUGCGUGCUGCUCUUCAUGCUGUGCGGCUGGUACGUGGUCUGGCAAUUGUUUUUGUCUAAAUUCAAAUUCCUGAGAGAAUUGAUAGGUGAUACGGGGUCCCAACAGGGAGACAAUGAGCCUUCAGAGACUGAAGCUGAACAGGAGACUCCACCCUCGCCUCAGAGAGGUAGACAGAAAUCUGCUCGACAGCGAAGGGCACCUACAGAAGACACAACUUAAAGUACUCCGUUGAACUUCUGACUAACUAUGAAUGGUUAAGCACCUCUGCACUGUGUUGUUCAGUGGUUUGAUCUUACUGAAAAACUGACUUGAGGUAAUAUUAGUACCUGUGGACCUUUACUUCUGAGCUACCAAUGUAUGCUACUUCAGUAGAGGUUCAGGGAGGGCUUCAGCAGCGAGUCAUAGAAUACUGGAAGAAAGGAGGGGUGGAGAGAAGUCUCCAUCAGAAAAAUGCUGAGCUGCUGUAGCUCCUAUCUCUGCACACAGAUUAAAAACAGGUCCUGGACCAUAGGCUUAGCCUUUGCAUUAGUCUGAACAUAGUAAACAUUUCAGACUUGAAAUGCUUUCUAAGUUAUUUUUUCCUUACAGCACUGUAACUACAUAUAGUGAAAUUGAGUUUUAUUUCCUUAGCUAUAUAUGAAUAUAUAUUUUUUUCUUCAACCUUGAGAAUGCAUGUGAACUUGAAAAACAGUUGAAAGAAUAUCCUGCUUUAGAAAGUAUUCUAAAGUGAGAUUUGAGUUAUGUUCCUAUAUAUAUAAAAAGUAUAAAUGAAAUAUGAAAAAUCAAUAUUAGAUGCACAUGAUUUGGAGGCUUUUAUUAUCUCCUUUAAAAAAAAAAAAGGGGGCAACAAAAAAAAAAGGCAAUCAGGUGGUAAGACCUGUUUUCUUGGUUUUGGCCUGAGAAGGUUACAGGUUAAACAGUCCUGCUAGGUUUCUGUAUGUUUUUCCUGAACCUUUUACUCUAAGUCCAACUUCUGUUGGAGAGGGGAAGGUGCCUAGGUUAUAUACUCACUGUUUAGUAUUCUGAAGUGUCAUCGUUGGUUUUUGGAUACUAAGCACUUCUCUAGUUCACUUUGUACACCUUUACAUCAGGUAUAUGGUACCUGACAUAAGUUCUUUCCUGGAACCAGUUAAGGCAUUCUGACCAAUUUGGUAGACAUCACUGUAACACUUUGAUAGUGUUAUAGCAAUGAAUUUGGUACCUCAUGUUUGCUGGAGGACUUACUGAUUUUUACCGGUAAUAAGCAGUUGCUCCUGUUUUCUUUGAGAAUGACUUAUACAGCUGUUUUGACAUUGCACUUCAGAAUGAAGAGCUCCACUUCUGUUUAUCUAGCAACUCUGAAGAUGGAUGCAUGAGAUCUUUGGAAAGAGGAGGAAUGUGCAUGUACCACCUCUGAUAUGUGUAUGAGAGAGAACUACCAACAGGUCUUGUCAUGAACAGCUUCAGUUUUCUCUCAAAGCUUGGAUAUGCGGUGGUGUUUGGAUCAUUGUUCCCUGUAUAAAAACUUAAACAGGACUACAAAAUUGAUCUUGUGCUUUCAGCUGUUAAGAAGUUUAAACCUGUGACUUCCAAACUUGUAGUUUGGUUCAAUUAUAUGGCUAAAAGCAGCAACAUUUAGUUUUUUCAUCAAGUAGGCCUGCAUCUGGGCAAAGAGCACUCUUUCAGUGCCUUUAUAUUUUAAUGUCAUCUGUGAAUACUGUUCAAAAGCUAAUGAGAGCAUUCACCUCAAAAUGAUUUGGAUGUUUCAGUAUUAAGUAAGAUCAGACCUGACCUUCCUUUGGCAUCUUAAAAGUCUUUCUUUUGUUUACUAGCAUGUAUGUAUAAGCAUGCUUUGUAUUACAGGGUUACAUUUUCAAGCAUGAUUAGGCAGUGCUAUGCACAUAUCCUUUAAACACAUGUAGAAAUACUGAUAGUCUCCUUCCUCUAUCCUGUCUGCUGGCAAGGGAAUGCCUAAUGAUGGUUUGUUUUUUUUUUUUUUUUUAAAUUGGUAAAAUUCCAAUUUAUUCCAACUGAGCAAAAGCAAUCAGAUUCUAUUCCAUGCUGCUUUCAGUUGUUUGCCUUGCACAACUUAAUGUCACAAUAUUCUUGUGUCUGUAUGUCUUCUCACACGAUGAGACUUUCCGUUUAGCAGUGCUAACCAAGUACUGUACAUUUUUCUUAAGAAGCAUCUUUAGCAUCUUUGUCUUAGGCUUUGCUAAUAUAGGCUUACGAAUAAAGAUACUUUUUUUGUACUGACGUAGGAUAUUGACACUCCACUGCACUUCACUUUUACCUAGACUUUAGUGCACAGAAGAUGGCAAAAGGCUGAUGCUUGUAGUAUCCCCGGCUGAGAUAAGUAACAGUUAACUCAGUCUCUGCUUCUAGUAGCUGUGAAGAAAUGUGAAGUUACAGCAAUAUAACAGGGUAGCUCUCAAGGUGCAAGAAUCAAGACUCUGGAGCAAGAUAAUGAAGGAAAAAUCCAUGUGAGUUUGAAUGGUGACACUGAUCAAAUAUGCAAUAAGAUGGACGUGGAACCUCUGGGUAGCUCAUCUGCUCUAGCCAAACAACUUCCUUCUCCCUUCCUUGCUGUAUGUAGGUGUACAUUUCACUCCCCAAAGUUAUUUUCAAUCUCUUUAUUUUUUUUAAACAGCUGAUGCUAUUUUUUUAAUGUUGCUGUGACAUAGCUGCUAAUAAUGCUGUCUGCCUAGUAUGUAACUUUAAUGACCUUAUUAGUAGCAGGCCAAAGGUUUAUAAUAUGCGGUUUGGAAGAAUUUUGGAAUGCUGAUGUCUUCUGUCAAUGUAUAAUUUUUCCUGAAGGAGUCUGUAGUAAAAUCUUUGUAUAGGGCACUUCAUGCAAACCUGAAAAAGCAAAUAUGUGUGAAAGCGUACUUGUGAUGAGACCUGGGUUGUGAUUGCUGGCAGUCCAAUAUACUCAUGUCUUUGAAUAUUUUUACCAAUAUACUUCUGAAAUGUUACUGGUGGGUAAGCACUUAACUUUGAAUUGACCCGUUCAAGUCUGAAACCUUACGAAGACAACAGGUUACACAGUUGGUCUUGUUUUGUUUAGUAGGGUCUAUUUUUAAAACUGUUUAUUGCCUUAUUGUUGCAGCCAUUCUCUUGAAUGUAUUUUGGGUUCUUAUUUUAAAUAGUCAUAUCACCUUUGUUGCAGGGGCUGUGUAGCUUCAAAUAAGCAGUAAUUACCAAUGUUGUAUGUGACAGUUAAUUGAAAACAGUUACUGCAAUGAAGGCUGGAACAAACAGAGUGUAGACUGGUGGAAAAAGUACAAAAGCUAUUGCUAAAAUUUGAGUGGUGUAAACAAUUUUGUUCCUGCUGAAUUACAUAAUUCAGACCUGUUAGGGAGCCACUAAGGUUAUUAUCGUGGUCAUUUACUGUUUGCCUGUGAGGCUAAUUCUAUGCAGUUCAUCCACUAACACUGCUGCUGUAGCUAUUUGCAGUAAAUGCCAUAUACUGUGCUGCAAUUUGUGAGCAACUUGCUGCUUAAUAUCAGGUUUUACACUGAACUAGACCUGUGUGUGUACUUCUGUUUUGUUUGGAAAUGACCAGCAUACAGAACGUGUUCAGUGUGGUCAUUUGCUUCUUCAGUGUUACGAUACUGUACCUAAAGCUUCUGUGGUUGUCUCUUUUCAUCGUUAACUGUUCUUUUAACUGACUGCACAGAUGAAAAAUAAAGUAACCAGACUUGAUAUGAA
Gymnogyps californianus (California condor) is the source of this 3798-nucleotide messenger RNA. RefSeq names its product small integral membrane protein 13 (gene SMIM13). Lineage: Eukaryota; Metazoa; Chordata; Aves; Accipitriformes; Cathartidae. The transcript is spliced from 2 exons. Bases 58 to 327 code for a protein of 89 amino acids. The record is from RefSeq and is a predicted model, not a curated record.